Theileria orientalis strain Shintoku is the source of this 1134-nucleotide messenger RNA. RefSeq lists its product as hypothetical. Bases 1 to 1134 code for a protein of 377 amino acids. The record is from RefSeq and is a predicted model, not a curated record. The transcript has 5 exons. NCBI's taxonomy places the organism in Eukaryota, Apicomplexa, Aconoidasida, Piroplasmida, Theileriidae.
AUGGCCUCCACUCAACUGAUUUCUAAAAAUUCUAUUGACUUAACCCCUGAGGGUGGUAUAAAUGUGUAUGAGGUCGUCUGGAAUCUUCUUAAGGAGGAUCGCCAGCUCCUCUACGACCUCUUCGAGGCUCUGAGGUCCAUUGAGCGGCAGAGGGCCGAGCGUCCGGCCAAGAAGAACGAGGAGCCGAGGAUAGACACCGGCAGGCUUGAGGAUCUUUUGGACAGGAUCCUCGCAGUUGAGCCGAGGCUGCAGCCCCUCGAUCCUGAAUCGAUCGUCGAGUCUCUUCUGAAGGUGGAACGCAACCCUCCGGAUCCUCUUCCCUGCCACUUCCAGGCCAUGCUUCUCGACCGCGCUCCCGAUGGCGUAACUCUCAGGAACCAUGACAAGGUCUCCCUCAUUCUCUCCUUCCUGGACGUCGACUCGCUCCUUUCGCUUUCUCUCACUUCUAAGAGCUGCCACUACGCCGUGGUCGUUCACAUGAACAAGGAGCUUUACCAUCUUCCGUUUAACCGCGAGCCUGUUUGCACCAACUUAAACUCCUGGAAAAACGUCAUUGAUUUCUUUUUCAAUUCCGCCGGAAGGAUUGUGCCCAUCGAUCGACUCAGCUAUCCUCCUCUGUUUAAACAAAUGAAUGCAGUAAAAUCUUUGUUUCCCAUUUCUUCCGACUCGAUUCUUUCUCACACCUAUGUUACUUUCGACUCCAUCAAGCCUCACUUAAUUGUUUACUGUGACCAUGAUAAGCCCAUGUCGCACACCUGUUCUUCUUCCAAGGCUCUUGACUGGGAUAAUAAGGCCACUACUAAGCUCAUUUCCUGUUCUGAGUUUAUUAUGGAGUAUAUGCAGAGACUUGAGGUGCGUGACGAUCAAUUCGUUUGGGGGUUCGGCUCCGACUCAAUUUCUCCCAAAUUCAUCUGUUUUCUCCUAAAAUGUUAUCUCGAUUCCAUUGUUCGCUGUUUAAGUAAACAUGAGGGUGAGAUUGAAUUUCGCAAGACUGAAUUCAUCGCCAAUGCGAAGCACAGCAUUGUUCACCGCAUUUGGAUUCAGCUUUCUCUCAAGUGGGACUUUCGCUUCGGUCCUCAGCCUCAGAACUCUCUCUAUCUCACAAUUGCCGAUCAUUUUAAACUAGAUGUAUGA